This is a messenger RNA of Paramecium tetraurelia, 636 nucleotides long. RefSeq lists its product as uncharacterized. The record is from RefSeq and is a predicted model, not a curated record. NCBI's taxonomy places the organism in Eukaryota, Ciliophora, Oligohymenophorea, Peniculida, Parameciidae. The transcript is spliced from 2 exons.
AUGAAACAUUACAGAGAUUCUGUUAGUCCAGAGGUUAGACAAUUCAUUAAAUAAUUCCAUAAUUGUUAGAAAGAUUAGAAACGAGAUAAAUAGACUAGUACUGAGGAAAGCAAUUCAUCAAUUAUUGUUGAAAGAUAAGAUGAUAUCAAUGUUAAGGAAGUGUUCCUAAAAUCGCCAAAUAAAGAAGCAAAGGAAAAUAGACAACCUUAUUUAAAAAUAUCAAAGACUCCUAGUGUUUGUUCAAACAACAAUUCACUUUCUAGCAUUGAUUAAGAUAAGUAUGUUGACAUCAUAGUGUAAAAAGUGGUUGACGAAAUGGAAAGAAGAAACAAUAAUAAAAGGUAACCUGUGUUGAGUAUUUAACAAAAUACAGUUCAAGUCAAGAUAGCUCCUAAAAGUGAGUUGGAUAAUUUGGAUGAUGACUCAUUCAUUCGUCAUAUACAACAAACUCUAUUGAAUCCUCAUCAUACACCAAAGAAGGUUCAUAAUUUUUAAAACUUCGAUUAGCGAUAGAAACAAUUCUAAAUUUAACGAGAACAGAAAUUGCAGAAGCAAAGAGAGGCUCAAUAACUGACUAAGUUAGUAGAUGAAUUCAAGUGUUACUUAAUACGAUCAAGAAAGAGUGGAGGAUUUUGA